This is a messenger RNA of Onychostoma macrolepis, 2758 nucleotides long. RefSeq lists its product as uncharacterized. The transcript has 5 exons. The record is from RefSeq and is a predicted model, not a curated record. NCBI's taxonomy places the organism in Eukaryota, Metazoa, Chordata, Actinopteri, Cypriniformes, Cyprinidae. Bases 1345 to 2208 code for a protein of 287 amino acids.
UCAAUAAAAUUACAGUAAUUUUAACUACAGUAAAUUACAGUAAAAAGUAAAAAUCAUGUCAGUAUGCCCUUUAAUAAAUCUACAACAUUUAGAUGUAAUGAAAGGUUGCAUCAUAUUUCAAAAUGUUGCACUCGACAUAUUUUAGUCUGGCAUUAUAGUUUGGGAAAAGUUCAACUAGUGAAUGUGUACAAGUUUGUCACAGUAACACUAAUAAAGUAAAAAAAUAAAGACUCAUCAGAAUGAGAUCAACCGCUGGAUUAAACCGCAUCGGCAUCACAAUUCAAGGUUUAUUCCUCACAGCACGCCUUCUUCCAAAAACGAAAAGUAGCCGAGAUGAACUUGAAUCUUUGUACAGAGGUGACGUGAGCGUUUACAUGUUCGCGCGUCUCAAGCUUGGUUUCGCGCGGAUGGUUAUCUUAGCGCGCGAUGUGCGUGGGCAUGAUCACAUUAAAGCUGAGUUCAGACGGGAAAGACUGGACCUCGCGUUGGUUUCAUACGGAUUAUUUUAUCAUAGAAUAUUUGUUUUCGGCUUGACUUAAUUUAAUAGACACAUCAAGCUUUCUUUAGAUAUAGGCCUACGUAUUUCUCAUGUAAUUUUCGCUCAUUCUAGUGACUCGUUUCAGGAAGAUAUUCACGGAGACUGAGAAUGCAGAAAGCGCACUUGUUUUCUUUAUUUUUUUUUCUUUUAGUUUUUUGUUUUGUUUUUGAUAUUGGGAGUGAAUCAGGGUAUACAAAUAAUAGGCCUACUUAUGUAUUUUAUUUUUUUUUUUUUAGUCAAUAUGAAAUUAAUGAAAUAACUAUGAGUUUCUUUGUAGUGUAUUUUUUAGGUUUGAUAACUUGAAGAGUAAAGUAAACUUGAAAGUAAAGUAAUUAGUAAUCUGAUUACUUUUUAAAUGCAGUAAUGUAAUGAAAUUACCAUUUUAAAGUAGUAAUUAGUCAUUUGUAGUGAAUUACUUUUUUCUUUUUUUUUUGUAACUUACCCAACACUGCUAAUGAAUGAGGUCAGUGGUUUGUGGCUAAAGCGUUUAUUUAUUUUCUUCUUCUACUUUUAUGAACCAAACGAUCUGAAUUUAAUUCCACACAAAACACAUUUAAAGUAAAAAAUAAAAUACAAAAUAUUAAUCCAACAGGCAAUUAUGAAAUCAAUCGUUAUUCUUAUCAUGCAUCAGUUGAAAAGGUAAGAUCAGCAAAAGUUUGUUGAUUUUCAAGAUGUUGAAAGAGACAGACAUGGGAACGGAAACUAACUGAGGUUGGGGGAGGAUUCAACCAGAUACAUAUAGCAGUUCAGUCGUGAGUGUUUUCUCACAUUUUAAGCAUCACUAUAGUGGACUUUUCAGUGAACUGAUGAAGAAAAUGUUUCUCAAAUUAUUUAUGUUCUGUUUGUGGCGUCUGGUUGGAGUGUUUGGUCAAAGUGAAGUGAUGUCAGUGAGGGAGGGAGAUUCAGUCACUCUGAACUCUGGUCUUACCGAAAUGAAGGAUGAUGUGAUUCAGUGGAGGUUUGGAAAUGAAGACACUUUAAUCGCUGAAAUCAAUAAACAGACCGACAGCAUGACUGUAUAUGAAGAUGUUCUUGAUGGGAGAUUCAGAGACAGACUGAAGCUGGACGAUCAAAAUGGAUCUCUGACCAUCACAAACAUGAGAAUUGGACAGGCUGGACGUUAUAAACUCCAGACCGAGAGUGUGAGAAUGCCUUUUACUCUCAUUGUCUUUGAAGACAUAUCAGUGAUGGAGGGAGAUUCAGUCACUCUAAACUCUGGUCUUACUGAAAUGGAGGAGGGUGAUCAGAUUCAGUGGUGGUUUGGAUAUAGGCCUAAAGGCACUAUGAUAGCUGAAAUCAAUAAACAGGCAGACGGCAUCACUGUAUAUGGGGGAUUCAGAUACAAUCUGGACAAACAGACUGGAUCUCUGACCAUCACAAACGCCAGACAUGAACAUGCUGGACUUUAUAAACUACAGCUCAACAGUGUUAUCAAGAGUUUCAGUCUCACUGUCUACGAAAACACUGAUCCAGGCCUCUACACGACUCCGUUUCUCCAGAAGAAAAGAUCAAGCUCAUCUGCCAGUUCCUGUCAUCAGCAGAAACUGCAUACAAUGUUCUCUAUCAUCAUCAUCAUAUUGUUCAUUGUUGUGUUCAGUGGUGAAUGUGGGUCAUGUGAUUCUCUCCUGGUACAAAGGAAACAGUUUAUUGUCCAGCAUCAGUGUGUCUGAUCUCAGCAUCAGUCUCUCUCUACCUCUGGAGGUGGAAUAUCAGGAUAAAAACACCCACAGCUGUGUGCUCAACAAUCCCAUCAGCAACCAGACGAGACAUCUGGACAUCAGCAAACUCUGUAAAUUCUCUACGAUCAUAAUUGUGGCUACUGUCAUUCUUCUGGUUUGUGACAUUAGAUCUAGAAGAGCUUAACAAGAUCAAGCAAAUAUUCACACAGAAACACAUCAGUCAUCUUCAUGUUUGAUUUGGGGCUUCAAUGGCUUUUGCUUUUAAAAAUGUACCUGUCUUUCAGUAUUAUUAUUGUAAAGAUUCAGUUUGACGGAUUUGUUUAUGUCUGUCAGAUUAGACACAGUUUUCACUUUUCGGUUCAUUUGUCAUCUGUAUUUGCUUGCCUUUAUCAAUAAAGCUUUCUCACUCUGAGCUUCAAGAGUCUCUCCAUGUUUGAUUGAGGGCACUUGUGCGCAUGUGUGAGGUAUAGGCACGUUUGGCUUGAGCUCCUCUCCGUGGUCUCGACAAAGUUAUUAACUUACCGUAUUUUAUUUAGAUUUU